UCUGCCUAUGCUGGAGCCCCAUUAGUUCUUCCAGAGCACAUGAGGGGCUCUGCCAGCAUGGCUUUCAGCACACAGCUUUCAGCCCAGGCCCCCCACUGGUCACUUCUUUCCAAGAUGAAGAGGAGCCAUUGCUCUUCCUUAGGUUUGCCUGGUCAAGCAUAUACUAAUAGACUGCCUAAACAAUCAUUUAUUUCAUAACUCCAGUGGUUUCCUUCACUGCAUGAUAUAAACUAUCAAGAAUUUGAGGGACAACCUUUGUCUAAUGUGGACUGUAAGAAAAGAUUUCCCUUACCCUUCAAUUUGAGAGGCCAUCCUAAUAUAUCUUCAUCCCCAAAUGUGAUGAAGGUGAAGAGAGAACCUUCUAUAUACUCUGUCAUCAUAACUGUUGUCUCUAGAGUAAAUCUGUUUGGGACUUGUGUUCUCCAGGAGUACUCAAAGAUUAUUGCCAAUGGCUCUGGGAUUAUUAUUUUCUGUCUUUAAGAGAUAGUGGCAAAAAUAGAUCCCUUGUCUCUCAGAUUCCUAAUCUAACACUCAAACCACUACACCAUUCUGGCCCCUACUUUAUAUGUAAGACCACUGUGGAGAGCCAGCAUGGUGUCUGAGUGUUGGACUAGGACUCUGGAAAACCAGGGUUCAAAUUCCUGCUCAGCCAUGGAAAGUCACUGACGUGACCUUGGGCAAGUCACACUCUUUCUGCCUCUAAAGAAGACAGUGGAAAAUAUCUGAAUAAAUCUGACCAGUUAAUUGCAUGAUUUAUGGCAGCCAUAUGAAGAAUUUACCACAACGUGGUUGUUGUUUCUUUUUGGCAAGACUUAUUCCAAGAGGGUUGCCAUUCCUUUCCUAUGAGGGAGAGAGAGUGAGACUUGCUUAGAGUCACCCAGUGGAUUUCCAUGGCUGAACAGGGAGGAGUUCGAUUUCUGGUCUCCCAGAGUCCUAGUCCAACCUUCAAAAUCCAACACCACUCUGGCUCUCUACCUACAAAUUGGACUUUAAGUCAUAGCCAACUUGAGGGCACAUAACAGCAGCAACAACGAAGAGCACCAUGGUAUGUACUUAUAUGUUAUGCUGCUGAAUAACUAUCAGUAUAAUGUAAGCACAGGAUAGAACUGAGACUUUUUGUCACCCCUAAGACAUGUCAAAGUUAAGAGACCAAGUAGCAUUAUCAAAAUAGAUCUUUUAUUUUAUCAGGUUUUUUAAAAAUUAUUUUCUUGUGAGGUUACCCCUUCUUUAUAAGGACCUAAAACUGUAGUUGAUUGAGCUUGUGGAUAAAUCCAGCACUUGAUAAACAAGUUCAAAAUACUUUCAUCACAGUCAUUUGCUUUGACAUCUAUACCAGAGAAAUGUGCCUAUUUAUGAUGUUUAAAACAAUUUGUGUGGACAACUAUUCUUUUCUGCAACCAUGAAGGAAGGAGGAAGAAAAGGAGCGAAGGGAAUGCCAUUGCAAGUAUGUUGGAUGGGACACCACUAUUGACAAAGGGGGAAUGACUAGCCACCAACCAUAGCUUCUUUACAAGUGGCUCACAGGGUAUUUUCUAUUGACGUGUUUGGAUUUCUCAGUGAACACCAUGCUUGCAGGUUGUCACAAGGAUCACUAGAGGCUGAAUUUCCAUGAUUGGUUUUCUUAGCAAUGUUACUCAAGCUCCUAAUUGCAUGGUUUAAUAGAUAAAUUUGUUUAAUAGCUCUGUUAAGCACACCUUCCUUCACAAGUUCUUCUCUGUCUCAGAAUUCAAAGACGUAGCCAUGUUAGUCUGUAGAAUCCGUAUGUAGAGAGAUCUUGUAGCACUUUUGAGGCUAGCUGAAAGAAAGAAGUUGGUAGCAUGAACUUUUGUAGACUCAAGUCUACUUCCUCAGUGUCCUUAUACCUAUGAGGGAAGCUCUUUCAGUAGAAGGGAAGGUAGGCCUAUGUUGUUGGCCCUGGCCCUUGAUGGUGUGUACUUCUAUGGUGCUACCUCUGCAAUUCAUACUUUGACUGUGGCAGUCUGCAGAAGGGAAACCCAUAUGAAAUCACCAACACUGCACAAUUAGCAUGUCUCAUCAAGUGGAUUUAUGGUCUCUUCAUGCAGAACUAGGGAAGGUUUAAAAGAACUCAUCUCUGCUAUCCCAUAGAGCUUUAGGCCUGAAACAGAUGGGCAAAAUGACAUGGCUUCAGGCCACGUUGGGGGCAUGCCGUUUACACAACGCAUGCCCCAAACGUGGCCUGAAAAAGAAUUGAGCCAAGAAAGAGCUGAUAGAAUCUCCUCUUUCUCGCAGCCCAGUUCAAGACUGUGGUGGUAACCCAGAUUGGGACCAGGCAUGUGCGGUUGCCAUGGUCCCAGCAUGAACAGCAGAAACACGGCAUCAGAACACUUCUUUGGGUCCAUCUGCUUCAGGCCUUAAAGACACUGAAACACCAACUCAUGGUCAGGGAUAUAUCUUUCUCACUACAUAGAAGGUUCCUUUAUAAGAGUAGGUAAAGUGUUUCAUGAGUAGAUACAUGGUGGGCAGUAACGUGGAAGAACAUCAGCACAGUCUUGUUGAAACUUAGAGGAGCAGUUUCUUGUACUGUACUGUUGCACUGUUCUGUAGUGGAGUGCUGAAAAGUUCUUAAGCACAUCCAAGAAGGAAAUGACCUAGACUAGAGCCACAAAACAUGAAAUUCCAUCUAUAUAUUCACACUGACGUUUGACACAGCUGGCAUGUUGUUUCUCAAGUUUAUUUAACCCUUAAAUUUAGAAAGUGGAAAAAAUUUCUCCACAGCUUCAAUAGCAGGCCAAUUUCUCUUAUUUUUGGCACACCUGAGUCAUUUUAAGAAGGCAGAUAGAAGUCAGUUCAUUGUUUUAAGAGAGGUGGGUGCUAGGAGGCUCUGAGGGCCUCAAAGCCAGCCUUGGAGACUCUGUGGCCCCUGAGUUACACAUUCCCCACUCCUACUCUAAUGACAAUACAUUUUGUUGUCAGUAAACAUUAUGGUGUUGAGAGCCAGCAUAGCAUAGUGGUUUGAGCAUUAGACUCUGACUCUGGAGACUAGGGUUUGAGUCCCAGAUCGGCCAUGAAACCCACUGGUUGACCUUGGGCCAGUCACACUCUCUCUGCCUCUGGAGAUGGCAAUAGCAGUUUCAGUCCUCUGAAGAAACUUGCCAAGAAAACCCCAUGAUAGGUUCUCCUUAGGAUCACCAUAAGUUAGAAACAGCUUGAAGGCACACAAGAACAACAAACUUUAUGAUAAUAGCACAUGUAGUUUUGCUAUAUUUAACACAAAUUAUAGCAAGUUUUAUUUUAGCUCUAGUGUUUUUAAAAUAUGUGUGAAAUCUUUAGUCCUUUUUUCACUGGCUUUGGUGGGAGGAAAUUGUGAUUAUAGAUUUCUGUUGGUUACCACUGCAUUGUUUGAUCUGGCCAAGAUCUCUAAUUCUUUGAUAUAAUUUUAUUCAUGGGAUUCUAAAUGGAGUUUUCCUAAACAAAUUGCCUUGGAGCUUAAAUGUGUUGGAUUUGGUCAUCCUUAUAGACCUGAAGAGGGAUCUGCUAAAACAAGCUGGAUUUAUACAUAAAGUGGGCUGCUCAGUUAUGUACCACACAAAUACUUCACUAUUUUGAUAGACCCUGGCCUUUCUUUAGACUGUCUUUGUACCAUUAAAUGACUUUAUCACCAUGCUUCAAAACAAUCUAAAGUUUGUACAGCAGGCAGGCACUUCUAUUUGUAGCUUGUUUUUGCCAUAGCAUUGAACUGAAAUAACUAUAUCACAAGAAAAAUGAAAGAAAUGUCAAGGCAGGCAUGCAGCUGAGAAGCAAGCCCCCUACAUUUGGGCAGCCCCCAAUAUAAGGAAUGAUAACUGAUUUGCAAAAGCCACAAAGCAAUAUUUGAAGGAAAUGCGAGUCUCCCUUACAAAAAGGCACUGAAACUGGGACUGAGGCAAUGGCAAAAGACAGAGUGAGUAAGAAAAAGAGCUUUGUCUCUAGCAAUUCAGUUUAACUAAAGUCUAAAAGGUAACACUACUGGUAUUAUAAUCUGAAACUGUGCUCUUCAAUUGGAAAGAUGUCUACUUUAAAGAUUAGCUACUGUAAUCUUAUAGUAAGUAUUUCUCUCUUUGAAGGCAGCAUUCCAGAGCAUUUACUAGAUCAUGGCUUUAUUUUUUCAUUUCCCACAGUUAAUUUUCUUAAUAGUUUCUAUGAUUAGCUUUGUUGGUUUUUUUAGUUUUGUUUUUUAGAAUUGGGCAUCACAUUUGCAAGAAUAAUACGAGUGACAACCCAGACCAACCGUUAGGCCCAGUACAACCGGGCAGGAAGCGCUGUCCUGGCACUGAUUCUAGCGUUCGGGAGCGCACAGCGACUGCAUGUUCCCAAACCCUAGUCUGUAUGGGCGCCGCCAUCAUGACAGCCUCCUAUCCACACGGGGGCCACUAUGAUGAUGCAAGCACGGCACGAUGUCCACACAUUGCGGUGCUGUGCUCGUGUCAUCAACACGUGACAGUGCACCAAUGGCACACUUGUUGCGUUGGCUGUGCACCUCCAGCCCACCCUUUCAGAGCGGUCUGUCAAGCCCUUUAGUUUCUAAAAGAAGCUAUCUGGGAUAUACCCUGGACACCUUGGAAUUUUGAAGCCUGUCCAUUUAAUUCCUGUGAUGCUGUGUUAGAUUGCACCUAAGCACAGAUUUUGGAAGUAAUGAGCUACAGGUAGUCUAGUUACAUGUAACACAUUAUACAGAACUUAGUGGUGACAACUACCAAAUAUCAUUACAUGUGGAUGAAAUGUAGUGGACUAAGACUUUCAUUUUCCCAUAUAAACCUGACAGACUGAGAUCUUUAGGGGAGGCCAUCCCCUCUGUCCUGUUAGCGUUGUAGCGCAGUGCGUGAUGUACCACAUCAACAUCUGGCACCAGGAUCAGCACCUCACAAGCAACAGUCAGCUGCAUGCAAGCUGGAGAAAUUCCUCUCCCCUUCCAGAAGCUGACAAAAGAGACUCUAGCCAGAUGUCUCUUCACGAGGCUUUUAUUCUUCGAAGUUCCACUAUCUACAGCAACCAUAUACAACACACAAACACCGUCCUCCAUCCACCAACAACUACCCACAAUGUGACUAGAGGCACCUCCCUUAUAUAGUAAGGGUUCCAUGUGGCCUUUUGGCCCUGCGUCUUCCUCCUGUGUCACACUGAUCUUUGUACCCUCAUCCAGGGUGAGAGUGCACUUUUGUAGCAGUUUGCUGCACUUGGUAACAAUCAUCUGAUGUCAUUUCCUAUGACUCAGCACUGGUGGUAAAUGCUUUGUCAUAAUGUCAGACAGUGACCCUUUGUUACCCAGCCACCUUUAUCCUACAUUGUACAUUUUCAUCUGGAUUAUAUCCCAACAUAUCCCACCAUCCUUCAUAGGCACAUCUGCUGGAGACAUGGAAGAAGGCGUUCUCAGUUGCUGCUCCCAGCGCCUGAAACUCCCUUGCUAGAGAGAUUAGACUGGCCUAAUUCAUGGUAUCCUUCUGGGAGCAGGCAGGAGGUGGAAUGAAGCUUCAUAGCAACCAUGGAAGAAAGGUUUUAUUUUGCUGGAAACUGGCUUUCGGCCUCUCCUUCUUGUUCAGCGUGUCUGCUUCCAAAGCUGUGUGUUCAUCUGUAUGCUAUUUGAAGCUAACACUCAGCUGGAGAAAGUGGGCUAUGUCAGAGGUAUACAACCAUUGCUUGCCUAGAAAGAAACUCCUUUACAAGAAGAUGGCUGGUGUAUUGGUGAUACCAAAAGGAAAAGGAAAAGAUGCCUGUAGACUGGGAGCCAACUUCACUAUACCACCAAACACAGUGGACUGGAUAGCCUUCGAUGCAAGAGGCAACUGUACUUUCAAAGAGAAAAUCAAGGCAGCUCUAGGGAAGGGCAGUAGUGAUGUCCUAAUCUAUGCUCAUUCAUGUCUAGACAGAAAGUGUUUCAUUUUUCUUCAUGGUGGAGCAGGUGAUAUUGCUGCCAGAAUGAUUAAUAGUCGGAAAGUAAAGCAGAUUCUGCGGUUGAUCCAGGCAGGCAUCCGGGUAACUGCAACAACUGAGAUGCUAACAACACCAUGCUUCACGGCCACCUAUCUGUGUGAAUGUUCUUUAAUGUUGACAUUUGUAUUUUUUGUUUUUGUAUGCUACAUUGCCAGGAAGAUGGUGGGAAGACAGGGAGAACAACCCACAAAAACAGAACUCAAGAACGCUAUUCACUCACUUGAGUCACGCAAGUUAAAAAAAGGUGAAUUUGAGCUAGCUGAAGAGACUUGUGUGGUUUGCUUUGAGGCAUAUAAGGUUAGAGAAGUAGUGCGCAUUUUAACCUGCAAGCAUAUCUUUCACAAAAGAUGCAUUGACCCCUGGCUCCUAAAGCAGGGGACCUGCCCUUUGUGCAACAGUUCCAUUAUCAAAAACUGAGAAAGGGAAUCUGAUGCCUUACCCCUUAAACUCAAGACUACUUCAUUUUGUGGCCCCAAUAAAAAGACUACAUUUUCUUCUCUAAACAGGAAGUUUUUCCAGGAAGUUUUCAGAGCUACUGCCACUUGUCAAUAUUAAUUAAUAUCCUAAACAUUCAGGGAAGAACUCCAAAAUCUGAAACUGCCUCCCUGAAGAGUAACCUUUUGCUCAAUGUUUAUCUGUUGUGGGAGUGGAUCAGCAACCAAUUGAUGAAGCUUUCUAGUUCCAGAAAUAAAACAUAUAUACAUAUAUGAA
This is a messenger RNA of Sceloporus undulatus (fence lizard), 6639 nucleotides long. RefSeq names its product E3 ubiquitin-protein ligase RNF133-like. NCBI's taxonomy places the organism in Eukaryota, Metazoa, Chordata, Lepidosauria, Squamata, Phrynosomatidae. Bases 5428 to 6345 code for a protein of 305 amino acids. The transcript has 2 exons. The record is from RefSeq and is a predicted model, not a curated record.